UCAUUGGGAUGAGUUUUUCCCACACCUGUAAAUGGAACUGAACCCCAAUCUCAAAAGUCCUAUUCCAAUUGUUGGCCGGUUAUCCCAAGCUGCUGCUUGAUGUGUAACGCAGGAAAAGGUGGUGUGAAGCUCCCAGGUUCAGUUCCACUGGUGUUCAGAGCAACUCAGUAUUCAUGCAUGCUGCUUAGCUAUAUUUUAGAGCGUAAGACUCACCGGGAGAAAGUGGUUAUGAAGCUCAGACUUCUGGAAUCGAGCAUGAGCUCAGGACGCAAGAUGUUUCGGCUUGGCAAUAUCGUGCACGCCAUGGUGGCAACCCAUCAAGCUUCCCGGUUGCCCUACGCCAUUCCUCGCUUCUGCUUGACUGCCUCCAACAUCAACCGGGUUAUGUACUUUGCCUGUGACACCGUCUUGUGGGUGAAGAGCAUUGGGCUCAUCUCGGAGAUCAACCAGAAGAAGUGGCGCAACUGGGCAACCAAAUGCUACUACUAUUCCCUGGUGAUUAACCUGGUUAAGGAUUUUUAUGAGCUCUGCUGGCGCAUGAAGCAGACAGCGUGCAGCCAGAAGCCUGAAAAGGCCUUGACUCCUGGCAGGCAGAAACUCCAAUUCCUGACCAACAGUGAGCUACAGACUUUUCUCCUGCUUGUAUUCCUCACGUUGAAGAACUAUCCACCCCUCUUGCUGGAUACGGUGAAGAACCUCUGUGAUAUCUUUAGUCCUUUGGACCGUCUGGGCAUCUACAAGACCAACCCUGGAGUUAUAGGGUUGUGCGGGCUUAUCUCUUCCCUGGUGGGAAUCCUUACUGUGAUGAGGCCGCACUUACGGUUGAAACACUGAUCUUCUCUCAGGGCUUCCCUUUUGCACGGUGGCGUUUCAAUACUUCGUGCGUAUUGUCUUCCCUCUCUUUGAUGAUGGAGUUUUGUCCCAGUUGAAUUCAUUCUUCUUUCCUUGUGCUGUCGCAUUGGGCAGCCCAAAUGACAUGGGUUAAGUUUGGAGAAGGGUAAAAGGCCCCUCGACUGAAGAUUUUUCCCCGGCUGUGCAACAGAACAAGCAAAACUGUCACUACUCAAGAUGAGACGGUAUCAACCCUUGGGUGAGGAACCGGUCAGUCUUUUAUCCUGGGAUAGAGAGACGAGCAGAUUCGAAGUUAAUUUGAAACAGAAUUGCCUUUUGUUAAGUUUAUGUAAUUUCUUCCCUCCCCAUCCCAGCAUUGGUUUGUAUAAGGAUUUAUUGCUGUUAUCUGGGAUGAAUUCCGGAGCUUAACAAAACCUUCUUUAACCAGAAACAUUUAGACUUACAUGUUCACAGGCAACCCAAUUGCUGCCUCUAGCUAACUUUUAGCUAUUCUUGUUUCUGGUCAGACUGUGAAGUUUUUAAUGAUUUUUGCUUUUAUGCCGUGCUCAUUCUUUUUGCCUGUGAAAUGAAUUUAUUGGAUUUAUAAACCAUAUAAAUCCAAUAAAUGAAAUGAAAUCAAGAUGGGCAUGUGUUCAUCAAAAACACUUUUGAUCUCCCGGAAGAAAGGUAUACAGCAGUGAUGGCGAACCUUUUCGGCACCAAGUGCUGAAAAGGAAGCACACACAAGCGUGUCUGGGUUGCAACCCAGAAGAGGAGAUGCCCAGGGCGCAUGCAUGUGCCCGAAAAUGAACUUCCGGUUUCAGCUACUGAACUUCCGGUUUCAGCCAGCUGCUCUUCCUGGUUUCCGGUGCGCAUGCUCACCCAGGAAAACGGAAGAUCAGCUAGAAGAUUUUCUAGUUUCUGGCACUGCCGCAUGCAAAAAGGCCAGCUGUUUGUCGCGCACACAUGCGCGCCAGAAACCCAGAAGAGGAACGGGUGACGCCACAUGUGCCAGGCGACAUGGCUGCGUGUGCCACUUCGGGCAUGCGGGGCACAGGUUCGCCAUCACGGGUAUACGGUAUGAAGCAUUGUUUUCAGGGGUUCAGUGUGCAGUGGAGGUGAGGGAGAAGUGUUUUUGUGUCUAUGUGUGUGUGUUUGUACUUAAUCUAUGCAUUGCUAGAAAUGAGGCCGUUCACCUUGGUUGGCGGAUGGGACAAAGAAACAGUAUUGUGCCUUUUUUCUUCAGCAUUCCGAUUCUGAAAUAAGUGCCAUUGUAUUGCCAUUGUAAAUAAAAGAACAUCUAAACCUU
Messenger RNA from Pantherophis guttatus, 2140 nucleotides. RefSeq names its product peroxisomal biogenesis factor 11 alpha (gene PEX11A). Gene Ontology annotation, biological process: peroxisome fission. The record is from RefSeq and is a predicted model, not a curated record. Gene Ontology annotation, cellular component: peroxisomal membrane. NCBI's taxonomy places the organism in Eukaryota, Metazoa, Chordata, Lepidosauria, Squamata, Colubridae.